Molecule: messenger RNA, 532 nt
Organism: Drosophila elegans
Lineage: Eukaryota; Metazoa; Arthropoda; Insecta; Diptera; Drosophilidae
Gene: Cpr78E
Product: endocuticle structural glycoprotein ABD-5
Exons: 2
Coding region: 84-497 (137 amino acids)
Cellular component (GO): chitin-based extracellular matrix
Molecular function (GO): structural constituent of chitin-based larval cuticle
Source: RefSeq, a predicted model, not a curated record
UCCAUUUCAUUUUUGGCAAUAUAAAGAGCUGUCUUCGCUGACUCAGAGUCAAAUCAAAGUCAGCUUCCCAUCCAGACAGCAGCAUGUUCAAGAUUGUCAUCAUCUCUUUGGCUCUUUGCCUGGCCGUCGUAUUGAGUGCUCCGGUGGACCAUGUGACCUCCACCACCCAGCCACCGGUGGCCAUUCUGGAGUCAUCCCACGAGAAGCACGAGGAUGGCUCCUACAACUUCUCCUACCUCGGCGAGGAUGGCACCCACCGGAGGGAGGAGGCGGUGGUCAGGAACCAGGGCACUGAGAACGAGUACCUCGAGAUCAGCGGCUCCUACUCCUACUUCGAUGCGAACGGAAAGGAGGUGACCGUCACCUACAAGGCGGAUGAUCAUGGAUUUGUGCCCGAGGGCGGCGCCAUCCUGCCCCAGAUUUCUCUAGCCGCCAAACAGGUUAGCGAGCUGGUGUUGCAGCCAGAUCUUGACUAUGUUAAGCCCCCUAAGGUUUAAUAAACAACAAUUUAAUUGACAACAAUGGAACUUAA